AUGGCCGCCAAUCCGGUGGUACCGCCGCCGGCACUUCAACCACCAGACCAGCAACUACCUUUGUCUCAUGGGAAAGGUUCUUCUAGACCUUCUUUUGUGUCGAUGGUAGGAGCCAAAGUGUCUACCAAGCCUCGACUACUACCCGUUCCUUUGGCGUCUCGCGCCCCUGUUUCUAUAGGUAAUGCUCCAGCAGUUUUGUUCUCUCCGGUGGAGGUUGACCAACUGAAUAAACAAGUCGCCAAUACGAUUAUCAUGAAAUUUUCUGUUGGUCGACCUAGUUUACUAGAAAUUCGUUCUCAUAUUUUGUCGGAGUGGAAACUUGAACAUGAACCAGCCAUUGGUUUGCUUGAUCCACGACACAUUACGAUUCAUAUGGGUUCCAUAUCUGAUGCUAAAUUAGCCCUCGCUCGUCACAGCAAAAUGAUCAAGAAUUGCAUGUUUCGUCUAUUCCGUUGGACACCUGAUUUUCAAAUUGGUAAGGACAGUUGUAUUGCUCCGGUUUGGGUUCGCUUUCCAAAGCUUCCGAUUCAAUAUUUCAAUAUCUCAUCAUUGGAAAGGAUUGGGGCGUGUCUUGGUACUGUACUGAGUGCUGAUGAACGCACUCUUGGUUUCACACAUCAAAUGUACGCGAGGGUCUGCAUAGAGAUCGAUGUGUCUCAACCAUUCCCACAAGAAAUAUGGAUCGGCAUUUCAAAGGAUCAAGGUUGGUGGCAGAAGGUAGAGUAUGAAGGCAAUAUAGCGUAUUGCUCUUAUUGUGGAUUAGUGGGGCAUACGGCAGGAUGUUGUCGCAAGAAUAUUCGUGUAACUAAACUUCAAAGUGUGCCAAAACCUAAAACAAAAAUGGAGUAUGUUCCGAAGAAGCUGGAGAUACCGUUGGGAGAAAAUAAGGAGCUUUUGGCUUCGGAAAAGGUAGUUGGGACAACUGGUGAGGCUUCCGACACGAAUAAUGCUGACAAGAUUUCGAACAAGUUUAAUUAUCCUGUGCAGAUUUUAAAACGCUCAGAUGUUGACCCUUCGAGAUUGGCUGAUAUGAAGGAAGUUCUAAAGGGCACGGGUCUGCUUAGUGACGAGGAGACGGAAACCCCAAAAUCUAUGUCGAGUUCACACGGCAACCGUUUUGCUCUUCUUUCUAUGGAGAAUUUCGGUAAUGGGGAACAACAAGUGGCAAAAAAUGUUACACAAAUUCAUGUUGACGCACAACAGAUUUUUUCUAACAGUGAAAAAUUGUCUAGUCCAUCUCGUCUAGACUUGGGAUAUCAAUUGGCAGGCACUGAGGAAAAUCAAAUCACGGAAAACCAUUCCCUGGGUACGGUAGUUGAUGUUCAAACGGCUGGACGUGUUGAGGAGAUUAAUGUUGUGCUUCCUAAUUUGUCGACGGGUUCUCUAGCAGCUAAACGACUGGAUGUGGGUUAUCAAUCAGAUACGGGGGAGAUUAAGAAUAAGGGUACACUGUGUGUUUUCUCUGAUAAUGAGAAUGAUAAGGUGGAAAAUGCGCACGUUAUGCAAGUUGUCGAAAAACGAAAACCAGGGAUCGGGAAACCGGAAUCUUUGGCGUAUUUUUCACAAUGGAUUCGGGAGCAUAAACCAGGUGUUAUAGGGAUUAGUGAACCGAAGCAAAUUAACGAUAAAAUUGGUGGCUAUGCUCGUAAACUUGGGUAUCCAAAUUACCAUGCAGUUACGGAUCAGGCCAUUACCAUGAUGGCUCACGGCUUGAUUUCUUCUACAUGGAUUACCUUUGUUUACGCCAGUUGUAAUAGAGAUGAGCGACGUCAAUUAUGGGAUACUAUUCUUUCGCUGAGUGACGUGUGCACUGGAUCAUGGAUUGUUGGAGGUGACUUUAAUAUUAUUCUUCAUCUUGAUGAGAAAAAAGGAGACAAUCAAAGAGGUAGUCGAAGAAUAUGGGAGCGGCUGGAUAGGAUUCUCAUUAAUGGUGAGGCACAUGUUUCGUUGCCUUCGAUUGAGGUUCAUCAUCUAGCGCGGGUGGGUUCGGAUCAUGCUCCAUUGCUGAUGGUUACGGGACAACAAUUGAAACAUAAGAGUCGAUUUAUGUUCCAACGUAACUUGGGUUAUCAGUUGCAACGUCGUCUUUCUUCCCUCCGUAAGAAGAUCAAACAAUGGAAUUGGGAGGUUUUUGGCCAUCUCUCUGUUACUAUUCAUACUCUUCAACUGCAGAUUGCCGAUAUGGAGAAGUCGUUACAAAUUGGUUGGUCUGAGCAAUUGGAGAAUAGUUUGGCUGAUCGUCGGAAUCAAUUAUCUCAACAGGUGGCAUGGAAUAAUGAGCUGCUGCAACAAAAAACUCGAGUUAAGUGGAUUGAAGAGGGGGAUCGCAACUCAGCAUUUUUUCACUCCACUAUCAAGGACCGUCGACGUAAAAACCGUGUGGUUCUUACUAACGAGGAUGGGUCUAUGGAAACCAAUUCUAAAAAAAUUGGGGAUAGAGCGGCUGCUCAUUUUGCUGCGCUAUUUUCAGCAUCGACUUAUUAUAUUAAUGAUGAGCUAUUUCAGGAUUACCCUCGUACGAUUACGGCAGAAAUAAAUUCAAUUCUGACAUCUAUUCCUACCGAAGAGGAAAUUUGGGCAACGGUUCAGCAGCUUAAUCCGGAUAGUGCGCCUGGUCUUGAUGGAUUUUCGGGUCAUUUUUACGUAGGAUGUUGGUCGAUUGUGAAGCAUGAAGUGAUUUCGUUUAUUCAAGGUUUUUUCAUGGGAGAUCAGUUGAGCCGCUCAGUUACUAUGACCUCUCUGAUUCUUUUACCGAAGGUGGAGUCGCCCAAAGGUUUUGGUGAUUUUCGUCCGAUUAGUUUGUCUAAUUUUACUAGCAAGCUGAUAUCCAAAAUUCUUGCGAACAGAUUAUCUCAAUUUCUUCAUUUAGUUAUUAACGAGGAACAAGCCGGUUUUAUUAAGGGUCGGAGCAUACAUGAGAGUAUUAUUCUAGCACAGGAAUUGGUGGAAGAUUUUGAUCGACGAACUCCUGGAGGUAAUCUUAUUUUUAAAGUCGAUAUGUCUAAAGCUUAUGAUCGCUUGGAGUGGCGCUUUCUUAUUCGAGCUAUGCGUAAUAUGGGUUUCAAUGAGCAGUUCAUUGACCUCAUUUAUCGUAAUAUCUCGAAUAUAUGGUAUUCAGUUUCAAUAAAUGGAGAUAAUUAUGGUUACUUUAAGUCUUCUCGAGGGGUUCGGCAGGGGGAUCCUUUAUCUCCUAUGCUUUUCAUUCUCGCCCAACAAAUUUUAUCUCAUAAUCUGAAUAAAUGGCAAAGAAACGGCACCAUAUUUCCUUAUAAGGUAGGUCGUGGUGGGCUCAGCGUAUCUCAUCUUUUUUAUGCUGACGACAUGCUCUUAUUUACCAAUGGAUCUAAACGAUCGCUGCACCAUUUCAUGAAGCUGCUGAAGGAGUAUGCCAAAUCUUCUGGGCAAGAAAUUAACUUUCAAAAGAGUGGCGUGUAUACUCCUAAACGGAUGUCACAGGAACGUGAGCACUUGGUAUCGGUUUGGACGGGUUGUACUGUGAAGAAAUUACCGCUGCAAUACUUGGGAGCUCCGAUAGUUAAAGGUCAUAUUCGCGCUUCGUAUUUUGAUUUAUUACUUCAUCAAAUUGCUGUCAAACUAGAUGGAUGGAAAGCUAAAUUGUUAUCAUUUGCUGGUAAAAUUACCUUGCUCAAAUCCGUUUUAUGCAGUAUGCCCAUACAUACAUUAUCUAGUGUGGUUGUUCCGAAGAUGGUGAUUUUAAAGAUUGAGCGUUUGAUGAAGACUUUUUUAUGGUCGAAACAAGGGAAUCGUCGUACCUCGUGGGUUUCUUGGCAUUCGGUUUGCAAACCUGUUAGUGAGGGAGGUCUAGGUAUUCGGUCUUUGGUUGAGACAAUGCAUGCAUUAAGGGGUAAAUAUGCUUUUCAAUUGAUGCGAAAACAAUCGCUUUGGGCUCGGGUUAUUCUGAGCAAGAUUCGAGGUAAUCUUUAUGGAUCUCUACCUAUAUUAAGCUCCAAAAUGUUGAAAGCUAUUUGGCCUCAUAUACAGGUGCUGCGCGGUCAUAGUCGAUGGAUUAUUGGGGAGGGGCAAAUUGAUUUUUGGCGAGACAAUUGGCUCGGGACCCCUAUCGACUCGGAUUUUACUGGUGAAUUAUUUUCCGUGAGUGCAGGUAUGCACAUGAGAUCUCAUCUUGCUGAUUUGGUUUCGUCGGAAAUAUGGGAGAGAAUUAAGUUAAUUCAUAUUCAACCGGAGCAUAAGGAUGAAUUAAUAUUUACAAAGACUCUAUCUGGGCGGUUCUCGGUUAGCAAGUAUUGGGACUUACGACGGCAACGUGGGGUAGUGGUCGAUUGGGCAGAUAUAGUUUGGAACAAAUAUACCCCUUUUCGUCUUAAUGCGUUUAUGUGGAGAUUUCAAUGGAAUGCUCUUCCUCUUGACGACAAAAUUCAAACACGCGGGAUUCCUCUUGUGUCUCGAUGUUUAUGCUGUGUCUCUCCCCAAACCGAGAAUAGAAUUCAUUUAUUUUUUCGAUCUGAGGUGGCUAUAGCAGUAUGGAGAUAUUUUGCUCACAAAUUACAUAAACCAUACAUUGGUUUGAUUGGCUUUCAAUUGCUUCGGAAUUGGUUACAUGAUAUUCGGAGAGACACUCAGCUCGGUAUUGGCACUUUGAGUCUCUUUUUCUAUAUUGUUUAUGAAAUAUGGAAAGAUCGAUGCACGGCAUUAUUUCAAGAUAUCCCGAUGAAUGCUUCUCGUAUUAUCAAGAAGGUGGAGUUCCAAUUCACGAUUCUUAGCGGGAUUUCACUUCCUCGUACACCAGGCAAUCCGAGGGAGCAGCAAGUUUUGGCUAGGUUUCAUAUUCCAUUGCGUCAGGUUUCUUCGCGAAAAGGCAGUUGGGUGGUUUGGCAUAAACCUGUGAGUAAUUGUUUGAAGAUUAACACGGAUGCGGCGCAUCGACCGACUACCUUGGCAGGAGCUGGAGUAGUCAGGGAUAAUAAUGGCGAAUAUCUCACGGGAUUUACUUUAUAUUUUGAACAUACGUGGUCGGUUUUAUAUAUUGAGAUUUUUACGAUAUUGCAUGCGAUUGUCUUUGCUGGGGAAUAUGGUUUUUCGCAAGUGGUGGUGGAAUCGGAUUCUGAAAUUGGAGUCAAAAUGAUUAAAGGUCUGACGGAUCCUCAUUGGGAAGUCAUUCAGCUGGUUCGUCGAUGUCGUCGAGCUAUUUUUCCUGGGCUACGUAUUCAAUCUUGUUUCCGCGAACAAAACCGUGUAGCUGAUGCGCUUGCCAAGGAUGCUUUGAUAUCUAAGAAAACGGAAAAUGGUGUCACUUCGGAAUCCCUUCC
Molecule: messenger RNA, 5288 nt
Organism: Erythranthe guttata (spotted monkey flower)
Lineage: Eukaryota; Viridiplantae; Streptophyta; Magnoliopsida; Lamiales; Phrymaceae
Source: RefSeq, a predicted model, not a curated record